AUGGCAGUGAGUGAAUCACCCCCCCUCUCCUUCCCCAAUUUCCUUCCAUCUUCCCUCUCCCUCCACUUUCACAUCGCCCCUUCUCAUCAUCCCCAUCCCGUCAUCCCCAUUCCCCUCAUCCCCAUUCCCCUCAUCCCCAUCCCCUCAUCCCCAUUCCCCUCAUCCCCAUUCCCCUCAUCCCCAUUCCCCUCAUCCCCAUUCCCCUCAUCCCCAUUCCCCGAAUCCCCAUUCCCCGAAUCCCCACUCCCAGAAUCCCCACUCCCCGAAUCCCCGUUCCCCGAAUCCCCAUUCCCCGAAUCCCCAUUCCCCGAAUCCCCACUCCCCGAAUCCCCACUCCCCGAAUCCCCGUUCCCCGAAUCCCCGUUCCCCGAACCCCCGCUCCGCGAAUCCCCGUUCCCCGAAUCCCCGUUCCCCGAAUCGAAUCCCCGCCCGAAUCGAAUCCCCGUUCUCCGAAUCGAAUCCCCGUUCCCCGAAUCCCCGUUCCCCGAAUCCCCGUUCCCUGAAUCCCCGUUCCCCAAAUCCCCGUUCCCCGAAUCCCCGUUCCCCGAAUCGCCGUUCCCCGAAUCGACUCGCUGUUCCCCGAAUAGAUUCCCCAUGAUCCAGCCUUACAACGAGCGCAAGGAAGCUGCUGAGAAGUUUCUGAAGGAGGAGCUACAGCGGCAGGGCAAGGCGCCAGGCUUGAUUCGGCUGGAGUUUGCGCCGAUCCAGGAUCCCGUACCUGAGCGGGGAGGUUCGGAUCCGAGCCUGGACUGCAUUGUGGUUAGCGGAGAGACAGUGGGGGGAGCUGCGGCUAUCAACAGGACGAGAGCAGCCAAUCAGAUUGCUCCGUUGCAUGUAGUCGUGGCGUCAACAGUGCCUGCACCGUCAGCCGCAGCUCUACCAGUCCCUCCCACCACCACCGCCUCCGCCGCCCUGGCUGCUGACGUCAGCAAGCUAAGCUCCUCCCUUCUCAGGGAGCAAUGUCUCGGAACCUUCCUGCCGCUUCCAAGGCAAGUCCGCCACUCGUUCUACCCACCGCUCUCACGUUCGGAUUCUUUCUCCUCUGUGCCUCUCAAUUCGCCUGAAUUCCCUCUCAGUUGCUUUCGCUUGCUUCUUUGCAUGCCUGCCCCCGUGAUAAAAUAA
This is a messenger RNA of Closterium sp. Naga37s-1, 1122 nucleotides long. Lineage: Eukaryota; Viridiplantae; Streptophyta; Zygnematophyceae; Desmidiales; Closteriaceae. The record is from the annotation of a GenBank genome assembly.